CAAAAGUAGCGAUAAAUACCACAAAAUCCUAGGUUUUAAGGCAAUAAAUCUAUCAUAUGAAGGUAAUUUGGGAAAUUCGGAUUUGUACAAUAAUUUUAGGUAAAAUAGGUAGAAAAAUUUGAAAUUUUUACAUGGCGAUUGGUGAUAAAGUAGCACAGUUGUAAGAAUUUCAGAAUGCGUAAUCUCUGGUACUCUCGUAGGUUUUUUGCUCCUUGAUAGGAGUUUUUCUGCAAAAUUUUUGUCGACCAUAUUGCAAAAAUCGUCGAUUAGGCAAAAUAAUUCUGUUAUAUUCUUCUUCAUGGGUAACCUCUCUAUUUUUUAAGAUAAAAUAUCUCAGAGUUUACCCUAUUUUCUUAACUUUUUCAGUGAUUUUUAAUCCAUAGUUGGGGUUUUAUGAGCUUAUCAUCUAUUAUAGGAGGAGUAAUUAGCUCUGUAUCAAUGUUAUCAGCAUUUUAUAUUAUCGAUAAAAUUAGAUCUAAUUGCUCAAAUCAUUAUGUAGAGUUGGUUAUGGCACCUAAUGUUAAUAGUCUCAUAAAAGGAAGUCCGACUGAUCCUACACCUAGAGUCUCCUCAGUAGAAAUUUAUGUUUAUUUUGGAAUUGGAGUGGGGUUAGUUGCUUUAGAUGUAAAAUCAUCUGCGGCUAUAGGUGCUUUAACAGGAGCAAUAAUUUCGGCUAUUUAUGCUUCCGUGUUGUAUAUUGGCCAGGUAGUCGAAUAUUUUGGCUCCAGGAAACCAGAUGGCCGUGUGGACAAUGUAACACUAAAAUGGAUUGACGAUAGCCUUCAGCCAAACUAG
Cinara cedri is the source of this 795-nucleotide messenger RNA. The record is from the annotation of a GenBank genome assembly. Lineage: Eukaryota; Metazoa; Arthropoda; Insecta; Hemiptera; Aphididae.